UUGAAAUAGAAGAAAAACUUAUAAAACAAGAAAUAUUAUAUAUUUGAUGAUGAUCAAGAAAAUGUAUAGUGGUUGUAAUUCAGCACCAAGAUUGGAAAAAAAAUAUGUGGAGAAGAAAAGAAGGAACAAUAUGAAGAACCUCUUUAAUCAGCUUUAUUCUCUCCUCCCACUUCAUCCAUCUCAGUUGCAGGAAGCAAUGACAUUGCCAGAUCAAAUAGAUGCAGCAAUAACUUACAUAAAAAGCUUGGAAAUCAAAUUGGAGAAGAGCAAAAUGCAAUUGGAAAAAUUAAGGACUAAAAAGAGGUCCAAUUUACAUGAUCCAAAUCCAAGUAUUAGCAAGUUAUCUUCACCUCAAAUUGAAAUCCAAGAAAUGAGCCCAACAAUGGACUUAAUUUUGAUCAGUGGUCUUGAUAACUUAACUAUGUUUUAUAACAUAAUUAGGUUACUCCAUGAGGAAGAUUUUGAAGUAAUUAAUUCCAGCUUUUCUCUAGAUGGGAACUCUAUGAUGCAUAUUUUCCAUGAAACUAAGGUUAUUGGGAACUCAACAAUGGUGUAUAGAAGAGUGAAAGAAUUGCUUAAUGGAUCUUCAACUGAUGAUAUUAUUGAAACCCUACUAUGUUCAUGGGACAAUGAGAUUCAAUCUGAAAUGUUAGGGUUAAUUAAUUUGAUGUAACAGAGUUAGUACCAACACAACUCACGACUUA
This is a messenger RNA of Solanum tuberosum (potato), 704 nucleotides long. RefSeq lists its product as uncharacterized. Gene Ontology annotation, biological process: regulation of transcription by RNA polymerase II. Gene Ontology annotation, cellular component: RNA polymerase II transcription regulator complex. Gene Ontology annotation, molecular function: DNA-binding transcription factor activity, RNA polymerase II-specific; protein dimerization activity; RNA polymerase II transcription regulatory region sequence-specific DNA binding. The transcript is spliced from 3 exons. The coding region runs from base 47 to 673 and encodes 208 amino acids. NCBI's taxonomy places the organism in Eukaryota, Viridiplantae, Streptophyta, Magnoliopsida, Solanales, Solanaceae. The record is from RefSeq and is a predicted model, not a curated record.